AUGAAACGUGUACAUCUCCCACGAGGUCCUGGCCUGCACGUUUCUACAUGUCAUGGCCCAGGUCUUCAGAGUGCUCGUGCCUUUAGUUCCGGUGGUGCUGGUGCCCGAUUGUUUGAAAAUAUGGUCACUGAUGCACCGCUCGCUAUCCGAGCCUUUGGUAACAAAUUCAAGGAUGAAGCGCAUGUCCGUGAGUCCAAGUCUUUGCGGCGUGAAGCUCGCGCAGCGAAGACGCAACUCAAAGCUGUGCGUGGCGUUAUGCCAUUGAAUCAUUACGGACUCGCAUCUCUUUGCGCGAUGGAACCAGGGGCGCUGACAAACCUUGACUCUGUCAAUGCUGAUGAUAUGGAACUGUUUUUUCCUCUCGCGAAGACUUCGUCUGCAUGCGCAGGCCCAUUUCAAGGUGUCAAGACGGUCCUCACAGUUGCAUUGGAUCCAUACACGCCUAUGAUCGACGGCAAGAGCGAGGUGCUUCGUAGCCAAAACAUGCCUCAAGUAAGUGCGUCCUUGUUAGACGAGAACAUGCAGUCGAAGCUCCAUCAGAUUCAGGCCAGAUACAAGCACCAUCAUGAAUGUAUCAAGCUUUUGGAGGCCGUGUUACGAUAUCACAACAUGUGGCCCAGUAAGUUGGACAUGUCAUGUGUUGAAGUCCCUAUUGUAUCAAAUAAACCGGUCUUUCUCAGAAUUAAAAUACCUGGCUGGCGGAAACCAGAUGUCGAAGCGGCGCUAAGGGACGUACCCAAGCAUGUUAUACAUUUACAUUCACACCCGCUUGAUUGUCUCUGGAGUCUGAUGGAAAUUUCCUAG
Malassezia globosa CBS 7966 is the source of this 804-nucleotide messenger RNA. RefSeq lists its product as uncharacterized. Lineage: Eukaryota; Fungi; Basidiomycota; Malasseziomycetes; Malasseziales; Malasseziaceae. The record is from RefSeq and is a predicted model, not a curated record. The transcript has a single exon. The coding region runs from base 1 to 804 and encodes 267 amino acids.